AUGACCGACAUAAAAUCGAAACUUGAAUCUCUACACAAUCUGCUGGUCAAGAACGCUGACUACAUACCUUUACAACGAUGGGGUUUCGAUCAGAAUGCCUUGGACAUAGUAAAAUCACAUAAACAUUCGAUUGUCAACGAGAAAUUGACAUUCAGUAAGUAAUCGUAUUUUAAAAACUUGGUUUCACAUGUUAUACCUUGUUACUACUGUAAUUUUAGAACAAAAGCAGCAACUGAGUAAGAAACAGAAACAGCAAAUGGCCAGAGGAGUUGGAGCUGUCCCUCAGAAGGUUUCAGAAGUCUGCAAACUUCUGAGCAACAUUUCUGUAGCUCCAAAGAAGCUAAACGCUAAGAACAACAACAAGACUCCAGAAGUAAACGAGGAAAAUAAAACAGAAUCACAACUAGAUCCGUAAGUUUAAAAAAGUUUUACUUUAAUAUUAAUGUUGUCUUUUUUGGCACCUAAAUUUCUUUAAAAUUGAGUUAAUAUACAAAAUUACAGUGCCAUCGCAGCAAUCUUGCGGAAAAAAGGUGUCAAGCGUCGUAAUAUUACCUCGAUAUCAACAGCGAGUGAAGUACCGGCAAAGAAGAACGGCAAGGAGAACAAAGUGGUGCCAAAGAAGGAGAAGAAAGUUUUGACAGAUAAGGAACGACAAGAACUGAAGGAGAAAAGGUAAGUUUACAAUGUUGGUUUAAGUAGCAGUUUUCUUUACUGCAAUUAAUGUCAAGUUACGGCAUAUGAAAUUCAAAACCACUUAGUUUGUGUAAUUUGUAGAAAACAAAGCCGUGCCAUCAAAAAGAAUACCCAGAAGCCAGAGAAGACGCUAGCUAAACAAGAGAAAGUUGAAAAUGGCGUGAAGACAGAAGAAUCCAAGGAAAAUGUGAGAAAACAAUCUGGAGAUGAAAUCAGUUUUAACAAACUCGACUUUGUGAUCAAGGACGAGAAGAAGCUGACCAAGAAGGAGAAGAUGAACAAACUGUCUGGUCGAGAUUACAAAGGACUACAAGCCAAACUAGAAAAGAGAAAGGAGUUUGUCAAGAAGUUGAAGCAGAAAGAUCCCAAAAAGGCAGAGGCAUUCGAGAAAGACGUCAAGUGGGAUACUGUAAUUGGCAGGGCUGAAGGCAAGAAAGUCAAGGAUGAUCCUCAAAUGUUGAUGAGAGCUCAGAAGAGAAAGGAGAAGUUGAAGGAAAAGAGAAAGGGAAAGUGGGACGAACGGGUGAAGAAGGUUCAGGAAGAUCAACAGAAGCGACAGGACAAGAGGAACACCAACAUCGCCAAGAGAAGGGAUACCAAGGUCCAGAAGAAGCUGGAGCGGGCUAGAAAAAAGGGUCGACUGGUUUAG
This is a messenger RNA of Bursaphelenchus okinawaensis, 1342 nucleotides long. The record is from the annotation of a GenBank genome assembly. Lineage: Eukaryota; Metazoa; Nematoda; Chromadorea; Rhabditida; Aphelenchoididae.